Molecule: messenger RNA, 1581 nt
Organism: Scutellospora calospora
Lineage: Eukaryota; Fungi; Glomeromycota; Glomeromycetes; Diversisporales; Gigasporaceae
Source: the annotation of a GenBank genome assembly
AUGAAUUUUAAACUUUCUACUUUAUUUAAAUAUGAAAAACCAUUAAGUCCACAUCUUGCUAUCGAUAAAGAUUUGAUACCUAAAGAUGACGAUGUUUUACUGGCUACCAAAAAUCAUAUAAUUGAAUGUGCGAUCGAUUCUAGUCUCGAUGGAGGGACUUUAUUUUUAGAAACAGCAGGGGGAACUAUUCAAAGUGAAUUUUAUAGACCUCUUCGUCUUCCAACAAUCUUAAUUGGUGAUAGUAAUUUAGGAGGAAUAUCAACAACAAUAUCAUCUUUCGAAACUUUACGUAUACGAGGAUAUGAUGUAAUAAUAAUAUUAUUAUUUGAAAAUUCACAAUAUAAAAAUCAUAAUUUUCUUCAAAAUUAUUUUCAAAAAAAUUUUUUAAAAAAAAAUGAAAAUAUUUUGAUAAAAACUAUUCCUAUUCCACCUAAAAAAUCUUUAAAUAAAAAUAUUGAUAUAGAUAAUUUAAAGAAAUAUUUUAAUAAUCUUGAGGAAAAAUUUGAUGAUAUAUUUGAAAAUUUAAUUAAUUGGAAUGAAUCAAGAUUUAAUAGAUUAAGUGAAAUGUCUGAACGUGGCAAAGAAAUUGUUUGGUGGCCUUUUACUCAACAUAAUAAGAUUGAUAAAGUUAACGUUAUUGAUUCUGCAUAUAAUGAUUUUAUGGUCAUUUAUGAUCAAAACGAUCGAAAUUAUCAAAAUAUUCAAAGUUAUCAAAGUAAUCAAGGUAAUCAAGAUAAUCAAAGUUAUCAAGGUGAUCAAAGUGAAUUAACAAAAAAAUCGAAAAAUGAUGGAAUUAUGAAAGAAAUGUUUGAUGGUUCAUCAAGUUGGUGGACACAAGGUCUAGGACAUGGUUCAUCAAAAUUAUCAUUAUCUGCAUCAUACGCGGCUGGAAGAUAUGGGCAUGUUCUCUUCCCUGAAUGCAUUCAUGAACCGUCCCUCUCACUUUCUCAAACCUUAUUAAAUACAGUAGGAAAUAAUUGGGCAACACGUGUAUUUUUUUCAGAUAAUGGUAGUACUGCUGUGGAAGUCGCAUUAAAAAUGGCUUUACAAUCUACAUGUAAAAGAUAUUUUAAUGGACAAAAUGAAGAUUUUCAAAACCUAAAAAUUUUAGGUCUGUACGGAUCUUAUCAUGGUGAUACUAUUGGUGCUAUGGAUGCUUGUAGUCCAAAUCCUUUUAAUAAAUUAGUAUCUUGGUAUGAACCAAAAGGAAAAUGGUUUGAUCCACCACGAAUAUUGUUAAAAAAUAAUGUUUACAAUUUACAAAUACCUUUUUCAAAUGAAACAAUGAAUUACCCAUCAUUAAAAUCAAUAUUCUCAUCAGAACGAUCCAUUUCUGAUCCAAUUUCUCAAAUUUAUAAAAAACAUAUUAAAGAAACCAUUACCCGUUACAUUAAAGAAGGAGAUAAAUUUGGAGCUUUAAUAUUGGAACCAAUUGUAAUGGGAGCAGGUGGUAUGAUAUUUGUUGAUCCAUUAUUUCAACGAUUACUUGUAGAAUUUGUUAGAGAAUGGGAUGGAUGGAUUGAACAUUGGGGAGAUAAUAAAACAAAUGAAAAAAAAGUUGGUGAUUGGGAAGGAUUACCC